Nematocida parisii ERTm1 is the source of this 1167-nucleotide messenger RNA. RefSeq lists its product as uncharacterized. NCBI's taxonomy places the organism in Eukaryota, Fungi, Microsporidia. The record is from RefSeq and is a predicted model, not a curated record. The coding region runs from base 1 to 1131 and encodes 376 amino acids. The transcript has a single exon.
AUGAAGACGAUUAUAAUGCUAGGGUCACUUGGGGUAAUUGCUGCCUUAACGAGUGAAGGCAUAGACUUAUCCCUAUGCUCAGAUGAUAGGAAGUAUUGCUUUGACGAGCUACAUGGAAUGAUUAGAAGGGUAGGUUCUGAUGAAAUUGCUCCACCAUUUGGUGUGUAUUCCUCUACGGGCGCUUCUAUGGGCGGUUUCUCUAUGGGCCAGGUGGGGAAUCCAGAAGUAUUAAAUACGAGUCUAGCUGGGCAUUCAUUAAAACUAGCCCCAGAGUGUGGGGUAGAGCAGGGCGGCCUAAGUUGUCAGAUAAUAUCGAAUAAAACAACCACACCAACAGUUGCUCCAGCAGUUGCACAAGUUGUACAUGCCACACCAGUUGUUGAAGCCACUCCUGUUCAUACUGUACAAGCCGCUCCUGUUGUUGAAGCACAGGUUGUACAUGCCACUCCAGUUGUUGAAGCCACUCCUGUACAAGCCGUACAAGCCGCUCCUGUUGUUGAAGCACAAGUUGUACAUGCCACUCCAGUUGUUGAAGCACAAGUUGUACAUGCCGCGCCUGUUGUUGAAGCCACACCUGUACAAGCUGUUCCUGCAGUGCAGCCUACCACAGUAAGCACUAUACCUUCAGUGGACAGCUUAGGCGAUGAUUGUAAUGAUAAGACCGUUGUAACAUCAACCCCAACAAGUGUAUGUUAUUCAAAACCAAAAAAACGGUUUGUAUCGGUUAAGUGCUGUAAAACAGUUCACAUACCAGUUAAGGCUAAGAAGAGGAAGUUACCUUGUCUCUGUGCUGAUGGCACUCCUGCAGAGCCUUUAUUACCAUCCGCGUUUUCUUUAUCCCGGUAUACAGAUGAUAUUUUAUAUGAGCCACCCAAGAAAAUAGCUGCAACCCCGGUUACUGUUACUUCAUCACCCACUAUCUCUGCUGUACCUGUUUCUGUUGCUGCACUACCUGCAUCUGUCACCAGAAUACCCACUGAGACAGAGAAUGCACAGAUAUACCUAAACAAUCUGUUAAACGCACAGAACAGGCUAAACAGCAGGAUUGGGCGGAUGAACACUUCAGAGCAUGAUAAAUUAAUAGUGGAACAAGAUAAGAAAUAUAUUAUAAGAGCAGCACAGCAAUUAUAACCCGAAUAGCUGAUUGUCAUUACAUAAAUAAGAAUA